AUGGGCUGUCUUGUUCGCCCCUUUUUAUAUUUAAUCCACCCCCAAUGGGUCGCAAAUGUCAGCUUCGCCUCACCGGUGUGUUUCGACACGAACAGAUUGCCAAUGCAGGCUGGACAAAUCCCGACUCAUCCUUGGCCCAAUAGGCGCCUCUUCUCGAAAACAGGGCUGUGGCGAAAAAAAUCGUACCUCCUUCGGUCUGCACCGGAAUGA
Molecule: messenger RNA, 210 nt
Organism: Colletotrichum truncatum
Lineage: Eukaryota; Fungi; Ascomycota; Sordariomycetes; Glomerellales; Glomerellaceae
Source: RefSeq, a predicted model, not a curated record